AACCAGAAGUAGAACCAAAUAAUGAAGAACCUGAAAUUUCUAUUAUCAGUAAUUAUGAAGCACUAGUAGCACUUAACCAAAUAAUCAUAUAUGCAGAACAAAAAUCUGAUAAAAUUGAUUUUCCAAAGGAUCAAAUUCGAAUAAUAAAAAAAUUACGAAAAGUAGUGGAACGAGAAGAAUUUCAUUCUAAACAACAAGUUACAUUAGAUUCAUGUUUGGGAAAUGCGGAUAAGGCUAAUACUAGUAAAGAAUAA
Messenger RNA from Funneliformis caledonium, 254 nucleotides. The record is from the annotation of a GenBank genome assembly. NCBI's taxonomy places the organism in Eukaryota, Fungi, Glomeromycota, Glomeromycetes, Glomerales, Glomeraceae.